Molecule: messenger RNA, 849 nt
Organism: Eremomyces bilateralis CBS 781.70
Lineage: Eukaryota; Fungi; Ascomycota; Dothideomycetes; Eremomycetales; Eremomycetaceae
Exons: 3
Coding region: 1-849 (282 amino acids)
Source: RefSeq, a predicted model, not a curated record
AUGUCCAAUCCCCGACCUCGGCCAGCUUACACCUCGCCUCCAAUCAACAGGGAUCUAUAUGAUCGCAUCGCAGCCACGGCCGGUGAUGCGUCGUCUAGGACUCUCGUUACCGAGUUUCUGAUUCCUCCUCGUUCGGGGAAGGCUUGGCAUGUUCCCGCUGGAGCCAUCUUGCGCCUCUCCACUCCCGAGGGUCCGCAGGUGGGAGACUUCAAUUUGUGGAAUAUGCAUAACCCACGGGAACGACUAUGGGCGAGUCGUACUCGUCAGCUGGAAAAAAGCCAUGUAAGCGUGGGGAAUCGGUUGUGGAGCUCCUUGCCCUUCAUGAGACCGAUGGUCACGAUCAUCGCUGAUUCACUCGCCGACUAUGGCGUUGACGCUGUUGGGGGGAGAUGUCACGAUCUCCUAGGCACCAGGUGCGAUCCAUACGUCAAUAAGCUUAUAACGAAUGAUGACUUCGAUCUCCACUGCCAUUCGAACCUGACACGCGCUGUCCUGCCAUAUGGGCUCACUGAGUUCGAUGUCCAUGAUGUUCUCAAUGUGUUCCAGGUCACGGGUCUGGAUGAAGAAGGCAAAUACUUUAUGCGCGCUUCGCCAGCAACCGGUGACACAUAUAUCGAGUUUUUCGCUGAGCAACCUCUCCUCUGCGCACUCUCCACAUGCCCUGGUGGGGACCUCUCGAACUGGGGCUGGGGCGACGAUGGGGCCAUGGAAGAUGUCUGCAGGCCAAUUAAGGUAGAGGUAUUCGAGAUUCCUAGGCACGCGAGAAACGAGGUGCUCCGCGAUUGGGAGGAGUCUAAAUGCCCAGACUACAAAGGAUUACAUGGAAUGAAGUCUCCCCAGUCGGAAUAG